Messenger RNA from Daphnia pulicaria, 1424 nucleotides. Its product is annotated as fatty acid hydroxylase domain-containing protein 2-like. Gene Ontology annotation, molecular function: iron ion binding; C-4 methylsterol oxidase activity. Lineage: Eukaryota; Metazoa; Arthropoda; Branchiopoda; Diplostraca; Daphniidae. Bases 1 to 990 code for a protein of 329 amino acids. The transcript is spliced from 6 exons. The record is from RefSeq and is a predicted model, not a curated record. Gene Ontology annotation, biological process: sterol biosynthetic process.
AUGGAACUGAAACAGCCGCCUGGUCGGUGGAUAAGAUCGUCCCUUCGCUUCGUCAGUGCUUUGCUAUUUCUUUCAGCGAUUAUCUACGGUCAAAGUUUCUUAAUAGUUCAGUGCUGGCAACAGUUUUGGAUUUCUUCAAGUGUCCUUUUCCAGUCGCAGUGGAGAAAGUUUCUUCAAUUGUUCGGGGAUGACGACUAUUAUUUGUACGUCUGGGGAUGUGUUUUAUCCAUUCUAGUUCCGUUUUGGGGUGCUGGAAGUAUCUUCGUUUUUAUGGAUUAUUACAGUUGGCCUAAAUGGAUUCUCAAGUACAAGAUUCAACCGGGCACCAACGAGCCGGUUGAUUUCCGGAAAGUCAUUCAGACCGCAAAGGUGGUGUUGAUCAACCAGUGGUUUCUUACUGUCCCACUUUUACACAUCAACUACUAUGUCAAGAAAAUGAACCACACCAUGCCAGAUUUCUCCGAAUUACCUACUCUGCAGCGUCUGUUCUUUGACUUGGCCGUGUUUCUUGUAAUCGACGAGGUUGGGCUCUAUUACGUUCACAGAUUACAACAUCACCCGAAAUUGUACGCGGCAGUCCACAAGAAACAUCACGAGUGGAACGCCCCAAUUGCCAUCGUAUUCACGUAUAGCACCCAAAUGGAAUAUCUGAUGACCCUACUUCCUGUCAAUAUACCCGCUAAAAAUUGUUUGUGGUUUCGUAAGGGCCCACACAUUAUGAACCCACACAUAGUCACCUUGUGGAUAUGGUACGCCCUAGUCCACCUGAGAGGCAUCAAGAACCACAGCGGUUAUCACUUCCCGUGGUUUAUGUGGCCGUCAGCUCAUGCGCACGACUUCCACCACAUGACGAGCAACAGUUGCUUCGGUAAAUCCCUUGUGCUUGAUCGACUCCAUGGAACGGACAAGGCCUUCCGCGUUUAUAUGGCUCGCAAGAAAGAAACAGAAGAACAGGAGCGUGUAACUCAAAUUUCCAAUAAGUUGAAAUGAAAAGGGAGUUCGGAUGUGUCGAUCGCAUUCGUAGCUUCGGAAUUCCUUUAAAUAUUUCUAAUAAAAGCCUACAUGUUGCGGGGAUUAUAAUCGCAUCGUAUUGCCUGAUAAGUGAUAAACACGUCGAUAUUUGUUUAAUGAAUAAUUUUUAAUAACAAUUAAAAAGUAAAAACAUUGUAUAAUUAAAUGACUUGACGUGGAUGCUGGUCGUCUUUUCCUAAACGAGUAUACUUUGAGCGACUUUGAAGUCAUGCGCAUUCACGUAUAUUUUUAUUAAAAUCGCCUGUAUCGCAGAAUCAAUCCGUAUAGUUUUGUAGAUAGGAGAUGAUGAACCUCCUAUAUGAAUUGUAACUGUAUACGCUAGUGGUCUACCUUUUUUUUUUUUAUAAUUGUUGUCUGAAAAAAACGGACACAAAAUAAAUGGGGAUUAAAAG